Messenger RNA from Larimichthys crocea (large yellow croaker), 1368 nucleotides. RefSeq lists its product as hypothetical. The transcript is spliced from 2 exons. The coding region runs from base 95 to 958 and encodes 287 amino acids. NCBI's taxonomy places the organism in Eukaryota, Metazoa, Chordata, Actinopteri, Sciaenidae. The record is from RefSeq and is a predicted model, not a curated record.
CAAUUUUACAUACGCAGCCACACAGUGCUAUUUGCUCACACAGAAAAGACACAGAAAAGAAGACACAGACGAAGGUUGACAGUCAUUCUGAACCAUGUUGGCGGAGGGUUUUCUCAGAGUGCUUCGUUACAGGGAGGAGAGAAAGUUUGCUUCAGCUGCAAAGCUAAAGUCAUCGCAGACAUGUGCUCAUUGUACGGCUCCGUCCAACUGUGUUACCUCAGAUACAAACUCUGCAGGCCAACAGACUGACCCACCUGAAGCAGGUCCAAACCAGGAAGAACUUGACCCCAACCAGUUCCAGGGACUGAGAGUGAUGCCUCAUGGUCCUGUUGGCCUCUCAAUCCCAGGGUAUCCACCUGGCCUCACCCUGGAUCCUGACAUUGCAGUUUGCUUAGAUGAUUGCAGCCUCCUGGAACAGUAUCCAGACCUGCAGGUGGCUGACUCAGGCCGCAUCCCCCACAACCCACUGAGACACAUCAUCGACCAGCAGGAGUUUGUGUCCGAAGUAAGCAAUCAACCAGAAUGGGCAGUUCAACAGGAACCACAAGGUGAGACUCUUACAUCGAUACCAGACCAGGGUUAUCUGGUUAUGGGGGCCAGUGUGAACAUCAGCAUGGACUUGCCCAAUUCAGGGUUAGGGCCUAUGUCUAACUCGGUGCUGAACGGCCUGCUGGACAAACAGCUGGAAGAGGUGUACAUGCUGCAUCUGACUGACAACCUUGCUCGUUGUCACUCCCACCUCGGGAACAGCCUCCUGCACGGCCUGGUGCCUCCGCCGCAGCCCAGCAGCCAGGAGCAGGGGCCCGACUCACUGGACGCCUGUCUGGAGGAAUCAUCAAGAGCUGACAGCAGCAAGAAAAUUAGUUAUUUGAGCACGCAGAACUUAGUUCAAUGCUCAUCCAACUUCAGCUCUCCUGUGCUGAGAAUUUCAGAGGCUGACAAUACUCAUCUUCAAUGAAUGCAAUCAUGCACUGUAAAAGUAUUACCUGAUGCUCAAUUAGCCUAUUAUGCUGAAUUGCAAGUGCACUUCAGACUCAGUGCAUAGUUUUAUUUUAGUUUUCUAAUAUUUACACAGAUUUUGUUUACUUGUUUGAUGAAAUGAUGCCAGAAAGUUACCUGCUCUCAUGUGCCAUCUGCUGUUAGAUUUUAGGACUACAACUCCCUAAAAUAUAUGACAUACAUGCAAUAUACAACGUAUUUUAUUCACCUGAUAACUGUGUGUGCAUGUGAGAUAUUUAUUAUACUGAAGCAAACUGUGAUCUAAUGUAAGCUGCACACUGACACUGACUUGUAAAUAGCAAUUUAACCCAUUGUAGAUGAUGCUAUCUAUCAGUAAAAUAAAAUAAUCAUUAAAUUAGUGUUUGGAUU